UCAUAGGGCAAUAUAUGCAGUACAUAGGUAGGAUGGGUAGGCAGCAACACUAAGGUAGGUGGGAAGCUGGAAUGACCCGAAAGCCACGCCGAGGGAGCAUAUUCUUGGCUCAGGGCAAGCCAAGCAUCUCGAGUGGUGCCCUGUCAAAGUUGACCAACAGACCGACGGAUGCAAAGGGCAAAGGGCAAAGGGCAAAGGUGAAAGGUGCCUGGAGAGCAACUCACCGAAUGACGUCAAAAGCCAACUCGAAAUCCGGGGAACUACAUACGACGUCUGGAAAGUCCGAGUCGAUGGGAAGCUCCAAGUGCUUUCCCCAGGUUGAGCGCUUGGCUAUAAUGUGCGAAGAAUCAAGUCGUGGGAGAACAUUAAGCGGCGAUGUUGGUGUUUCGGUAGGGAUGUGAUUAUCGUAAAGUUGUUCGCCAAGAAACAAGGUAAAAAGGGCAAAAGGGCAGAAGAAGAGAAGGGAGAAAGGGAGAAGAAUCCAGGGUCCCUUGGGUAGGUACGUAACGUAAGGUACCUAAGGUAGUUGAGACUUUUGACUUUUGCUCGUGUAACGGUGAGCACCAAGGUAAGACUUCCGGAAGCUGCGAGGCAAGACGUUGCUUCAAGGUCCUGUUUAUGAGAAUC
Molecule: messenger RNA, 627 nt
Organism: Sodiomyces alkalinus F11
Lineage: Eukaryota; Fungi; Ascomycota; Sordariomycetes; Glomerellales; Plectosphaerellaceae
Exons: 1
Coding region: 72-401 (109 amino acids)
Source: RefSeq, a predicted model, not a curated record